Molecule: messenger RNA, 804 nt
Organism: Zasmidium cellare ATCC 36951
Lineage: Eukaryota; Fungi; Ascomycota; Dothideomycetes; Mycosphaerellales; Mycosphaerellaceae
Exons: 3
Coding region: 1-804 (267 amino acids)
Source: RefSeq, a predicted model, not a curated record
AUGUCCGACACGAAGCGCCGUCGCUCUCGCUAUUUCAGCCAAGACAGGCGCAGCUCAACAAUUACGCGCUGCUUGCGGAAACUCAUCGAAUCGCACGAAGAGACUGAAGACGAAGAUGACAACAAGCGUGAAGAGCCCAUCAAGCCAGAGCAUGGCGAGCCAGGCUGCCUGCGAAAGCUCAUCCAGCAGUGUGGAGAGAAUGGAGACGAAGAUGACAAUGAGUUCGACUCAUCUACGUCUCUUGACGACGACGAGGAGCAUGAGCAUGCCAGCGAAGACGAGGAUGGCAAUGAGCCCGAGGAUAAUGGGAACGCCGACGAAGACGAGGAUGACAAUGAGGUCCACGAGAUCAUCAGAGAAAGCAUUGUCAUUGAUGGUGACAGUAAGGAGGACCAGGACGACGGCGGGGAGGAGGAUGAGGACAACGACAAUGGCCCUGAUGCCAUCUUCCUUGAUGACGAUGGUCCAGAGACCAUUGCUAUUGACGACGACAGCGACCCUGAAGGUGGUAACGCUCGCGGCUACAAUACUGACACGAGUCUCGAGAUAAGCCAUGGGUUAGCUGUCGACGAUGAACUUGGUGCCGAGAGCAACGACGAGCACUCGAAGAAGCUUCUCCAGCAGGCAAGGAAGCAUACAACCCAGCUGUAUUGCAGGUGCUGGGCAAGGGAUGGAACAGGCAGAAGUACGAAGACGCAGAUAGUCAUUCAUGGCAGAAAGAUUGACAUAAGGCCAGCCGAUUCCAUCCAGAGUGACAUCCAUAUGCUGCAGGCAAUAUCAUGCAACCUUGAGACCCGGCACUAA